Molecule: messenger RNA, 726 nt
Organism: Salvia splendens (bonfire salvia)
Lineage: Eukaryota; Viridiplantae; Streptophyta; Magnoliopsida; Lamiales; Lamiaceae
Product: chromosome transmission fidelity protein 8 homolog
Exons: 3
Coding region: 77-610 (177 amino acids)
Biological process (GO): mitotic sister chromatid cohesion
Cellular component (GO): Ctf18 RFC-like complex
Source: RefSeq, a predicted model, not a curated record
CUUAAAACCUGUGCUCAAUCCAUAUAUAACACUUAUUCCGAGACGGAGGUAGUCAAAGCCCAAGCCCAAGCCCUAAAUGACUGCGUUCUACUAUCACUUACGAGGGAAAAAGCAGAGAGUUAAAGAACUUUCCCGCCAAAUCGUCCACCCCCAAAACUCUUUCAUCACACACAACACCAACCACAACGAGGAAUCUGCGAAAUCGGAGAUGCUAAUACAGGUGAAGUGCAGUUGCGGAGAGAGGCAGUGCCCUGAAUGGGCGAUUGUGGAGCUUCAGGGCACCGUCGAAGCCCAGCCCUCUUUCCAAGACCGCAUCCAAAACCUCCAAAUCGGCCUUCUCUUGCGCCCUUCUACCGAGGAAAUUUACACACUUGUAGUGGGUUACCAUGAGCUGACCGGAUCAAAACAGAGAUUGAAAAAGCCUAUUUUAGUGUUGAAGAAGAUCGAGGGUGGGGAAAAUUCAGAUUCAAAAAGGGUGGAAUUAGACGUAAUUGGAGUUAUUCGCCACAAGAUUUUAUUCAAAACCAGGCCUAAAGCCAUUAUAUCAUCUAGACCUCAACCGGCUGCCAAAGGAAAAAACAGUGCCCAUGCUUCUUCUGUGCUCAACUAAUCCGGAAUCGAGCUAUGGUAGCAGCAAGCCUAAUGGAUUUUAAAUGUCCAAUGUUACUGGUAAAGACCUUUUGUAUAAGUUUGAAUAGUAAUGCCCAGUUAUAUUUUUUCGCUAAA